Pezoporus flaviventris is the source of this 8095-nucleotide messenger RNA. RefSeq names its product par-3 family cell polarity regulator beta (gene PARD3B). The transcript has 23 exons. The record is from RefSeq and is a predicted model, not a curated record. The coding region runs from base 191 to 3796 and encodes 1201 amino acids. Gene Ontology annotation, cellular component: adherens junction; apical junction complex; apical plasma membrane. Lineage: Eukaryota; Metazoa; Chordata; Aves; Psittaciformes; Psittacidae. Gene Ontology annotation, molecular function: protein binding; phosphatidylinositol binding. Gene Ontology annotation, biological process: establishment or maintenance of epithelial cell apical/basal polarity; establishment of centrosome localization; microtubule cytoskeleton organization.
GCAGGCUCCGCGCGCACCUGCCGGCCCGCCCCCGCCGCGCCGCGGGGCCGGGGACAGGCACCUGCCGGCGCUGCCGGGCCAAUCGCACCUGCGCCGCGAUACAUCCCCCCCAGAGAGCUCCGGCCGGGCCGGGCAGCGCCGCCGCGGAGGGCGCCGUUUCUGGGCGGGCAGGGCAUGGCGGUCCGCUGAGAUGAAAGUGACCGUGUGCUUCGGGAGGACGGGCAUCGUGGUGCCCUGCAAGGACGGGCAGCUCCGCGUGCGGGACCUCACCCAGCAGGCCCUGCAGCGCUACCGCAAGGCCCAGGAGAAGGAUCCAGCUUCUUGGGUAAAUAUUCACCACCUGGAGUAUACAGAUGGAGGCAUUCUGGACCCAGAUGAUGUGCUGGCAGAUGUUGUGGAAGACAAAGAUAAGCUGAUCGCUGUUUAUGAUGAACAAGAAACUCACCGGAAGACUGAUGGCACCGAUGGCAAUCUGACAGACAGAAAUAGCCCUGACUCCUUCGAGACAGAGGUAGCAGCUCAGCUGGCUGCCUUUCAGCCAAUUGGUGGUGAGAUUGAAGUGACUCCUUCUGCCCUGAAACUGGGUACCCCACUUCUAGUUCGAAGGAGCAGUGAUCCAUCUUUGGGCCCACCUGCUGACUUCCACCCCAGUGCUUCUCAUCCCAGCGACCACAGUCUCAAGCAUGUUGUAGCAGGUGCAUCCCAGGUAUCAUUUCAGGAUGGGGAGAUGAACCCCAGUGGACUGACAGAACUGUUGUUGGCUCAGAGGGCCCGGCUCCCUGUCAGUGAACUGACAAAAACAGUGGAGAUUUCUGGGGACAGUGGACCCUUAGGAAUACAUGUAGUACCCUUUUUUUCAUCAUUGAGUGGAAGGAUGCUGGGACUCUUCAUCCGCGGUAUUGAAGAAAACAGCAGAUCCAGGCGUGAUGGUCUAUUCCAUGAAAAUGAAUGCAUUGUGAAGAUUAACCAUGUGGACCUUACAGAUAAAACCUUUGCACAGGCUCAGGACAUCUUCCGUCAGGCAAUGAAGUUUCCAAGUGUCAUCUUGGAAAUCCUUCCUUCGUAUAAUCGAGAACAAUAUGAGAAGUGUGCUAUUGCUCCUCUUUGUUUUCUGGAUAAUGAAGAAGGAGUUGCAAAAACAAAGAUUCCACCUCCUGUUCAUCCUAAACCUGCUCUAAAAACAGUUAAUCUUUCUGGAACAAGCAGCUUUGAGGCAGGUGUACAGGCAACACUACAACAAGCUAAGAGCCCCAACCUCCCACGUCUGGGUAGAAAGUCAUCUUCUCCCUCCCUGUCUCCACUUAUGGGCUUUGGCAAUAAAAAAAAUGCAAAGAAAAUAAAGAUUGACCUGAAAAAAGGUCCAGAAGGACUUGGUUUCACUGUGGUUACCAGAGACUCUUCAGUGCAUGGUCCUGGUCCGAUUUUUGUGAAGAAUAUUUUGCCGAAAGGUGCAGCAGUAAAAGAUAGUCGUUUGCAGUCAGGAGACAGAAUCCUAGAGGUGAAUGGACAGGACAUCACUGGCAGAACCCAAGAAGAGCUUGUGGCUAUGCUGAGGAGCACAAAGCAAGGGGAAACUGUCUACCUAUUGGUGGCUCGUCAGGAGGAAGCCUUUCUACCUCGUGAGCUGAAAGGAGAGCCAAACUGCAGUAUUCUGUCUCCGGAAACCACAGAGCAGUUGACCUUUGAGAUUCCUCUGAAUGAUUCUGGAUCUGCUGGACUUGGUGUGAGCUUAAAAGGCAACAAAUCUCGGGAGACUGGAGCUGAUCUUGGGAUUUUCAUUAAAUCAAUUAUUCACGGAGGUGCUGCUUUUAAGGAUGGUCGUUUGCGAGUAAAUGAUCAGCUUGUUGCAGUAAAUGGGGAGUCUCUUCUGGGCAAGUCAAAUCAUGAGGCUAUGGAAACACUGAGGCGCUCCAUGUCCAUGGAGGGGAACAUUCGUGGGAGGAUCCAGCUGGUAGUUCUCAGGAGACUAGAGGUGCAGACAGAGGAACGCUCAGAUCAGGGAGUCUUUCAAAAAUCAGCUUUUGAUGGGAGUCAUAACUUCGCAGCUGCUUCCCGACGCAAUGAUACUAUUCUUCAGCCGUUUGUAACGUGCAGUCCUCGGGAAAGAAUAAAAGAGUUGCCAGUGUCUGAUCGUGGCAGUGGUGAAAAUGAAACUCCCCCCCCUCUCCCACCACAUCCCAGUGAGGAUCUGCUGAAUGAGGAUUAUAACCAUAGCCCUAUCAUGAAUUCAGCAGUGCGUUUAACAGAUCAGCACAUCAACUUCAGAUCCUUGACACCAGCCAAGCAGUCCGAAUCAAUUAAUCUGAAAGCCUCAAAAAGCAUGGAUCUUGUGGCAGAUGAAAGCAAAGUUGGUUUGUUGGCCGGACACAAAUCGGACUCUUCUGGCAGAGAUUUCGGUCCUACUCUGGGAUUGAAGAAGUCCAGUUCUCUUGAGAGUCUUCAGACUGCUGUAGCUGAAGUUAGGAAGAAUGAACUCCCUUUUCACAGACCCAGGCCUCAUGUGGUCCGUGGUCGGGGGUGUAAUGAGAGUUUCCGAGCUGCCAUUGACAAGUCUUAUGAUGGACCUGAAGAUGGAGAGGAGGAUGGUUUCUCUGAUAAGAGCUCUCACUCUGGUCAGGAAGCUCAAAACAUGGAAUCUGCCCAUCCAGAGAACCCUGAAAUAGAAGAUACAGAAACCAAAGCAAAAAAAGACAAAAAAAAUAGAGAAAAAGAGAAGAAAAAGGAAAAGGGCAAAUCUAAAAUCAAAGAAAAAAAAAGGAAGGAAGAAAAUGAAGAUCUGGAAAAGAAAAAGAAGAAAGGCUUUGGUGUCAUGUUGAGAUUUGGUAAGAAAAAGGAAGAUAAAAGUGGGAAAACAGAUCAGAAGGGGAAUCCAAAGCAAGGCAUGCUUAAAGAGGAGGAGCUGGAGAAGAUGAAAGAUGAACGUGAAAGGAUUGGUGCAAAGCAUCAGGAGUUACGGCAAAAGCAAUUGAGAGGUCUGAGGGAUUAUUCUAUUGGUCCUGGAGGACCUGACAUUGAUGACGAUGAGGUGGAUCCAAAUUAUGCCAGAGUAAACCACUUCCGAGAGGUUUAUCCAGCAGCAAGCUUCUACAGGCCAUCAUCACCAGCAGCAGCAGAAACCUUUAUAUAUCCACGUGAUUCUCCUUCAACACCAAUGGAGAGGGAGCACUUGGAAGGACUGUAUGCAAAAAUAAACAAGCAGCACUACCCACAGACGCCUGGUGACAGUGGCUGCACAGGUGGUGGGAAUGCUGAUCGUAUCCAGAAGUUACGGAAGGAGUACCACCAGGCCAGGCGGGAAGGCUUGCCUUUCUAUGAGGAUGACGAAGGAAGAACGCAACCCUCUGAUUACGACCAGCGUUGGGUGCCUGGAAAAGGUCCAGAUGGGAGCUCAUACAAUCUCCACUUCGAGGGGAUGGAAAGGCAGUAUGCAUCCUUACCCAGGCGUGGACCUGCAGAGCCACUGGAAUAUUUAACGGGGCCACGAGUAGUAUACAAAGAGAGAGAUCUUCCUUACUACCAAGGAGGAAAGCCUGUCAUCCACCCAUCUAAGGGGAACUACAUCCGUGUGCCAGACACAAGAGUGGCAGAAUUGAGGUACCCCCAGUACUACCCAGGCCAGCCCGUCACAAACCAGCAUAAAGGACCCCUCCGGCAGGAUGUGCCACCUUCCCCUGCUCAGUCCCACCGAGCACCAGCCUAUAAUGAAAUUGUCCGACACCGCGGGACCAGUCCGGAACAGUACCAGUACAGGCAACAGGAUCCCAGGCAGAAGAACCCCAUGACUGCAGCUGUAUAGCUACACACUGGACUUGCUAGCACAGCUGGGGAGGAAUCACAUCGGACAUUAUAUCCUUGUAGAGUUGUUCCUAGCGUAGCUGCCUGUAAGAGUGGCACACGAGACCUGGAGUCGUUCUUACUGAGCUGGGCUCAGCGUAGGUGCUUUCUAACAGGCAAACGAAAGCCACAUGAGGUACAAUGUGUUUUGAGUACAUGAGGUACCAGACAGUUGAAUAUUUUUUAAUUCCUUUUAAAAAUAGACAGUGGCUGCUGUAAAAGAAGCGCAACACUUAAUACACCUCAGGGCUAUUUACUGAAUCCAGUUACACCUAUACAGUAUGCAGCUGUCUGUAUAUAUAAAGGGCAGUGGUGUCACCAGAGUUUACUUCAGAGUGCUGUUGUAGAGCCUUUAAGUGGGAACACAGCAUGCAAUAAGGACUUUGUGCAGAGCUGAGAAUCUUGUGUAAUCCAGUGUGACUUGACAAGGGACUGCCACAGAGGUAGUGGCCACAUUCCAGGCAUGUUCAGACCAGCAGCGCUGUGCUAUAAGGAUGCUGCAGAUUUGUAAUCUGGCCUGUCUUCCUCUUUCUGUUUGCUGGUGGCAGCAUUUAUCUUUUAGCCUUCAUUUUUUGCAGGUUGUGUAGCAAGAUCUUCCUCUUGUUGCAGCUGCUGCAUUUAGAGUAAGACAAAAAGCUUUACCCACCAUGCUUGGGCAGGCUCGCAGAGGACAGGGCAGCCAGCCACCCGAGAAAUGUGUCUGUACGUGUGUGCACUCAUGACUGUUUCUUAGUUAUACAGUAUGUGCUCUUCAAAUGUAAACCAUGGAGAUCAGAUCCUCAGCUGCUGCCAGCUCUUGGGGUUUCAGUAGAGCUGGCCUACAAGAAGUGCCUGAGCAGAUGCUGGCAGACAGGAGCGCCGUGAUUCAUAUUAAGUUACUGCAUCAGGUGCUCCCUUGGCUUCAGCAGGAGCCCCGCCACAGCCAGGUUACAGCAUAGUGCCAGCAGCAUCGUGCCCUGCCCUCGCCAGCCUUGCUGCCCUGGGAAGGAGCCUGUCAAUGCAGGGCCACCCGAAGUCCCCCCAGUGGAGCUCAGCCUCAGCCGGUGCCACGUGCCAAGCUACUCAAGCUCCUGCAGCCAGGGGCCAUCAGGCCAGUGGGGAAUGUUAUGUGCAGCAGUGCAUAGGAAGAGAGAAGGUGUGGAUGGGAAGAGGGGCCAGCAGCACAGCAGAGCUGGAGAGGGGCACAGGGCGGUGGGGUUUGUGCCAGCUCUUUGCCCCACGCAGCCUGAGCUUGCUCUGCAGCCAGCCAGCCUUGGGGAGGUCAGGAAUGCAUGUCCCCAGCCACAGGGACCUGUGCUACUGGCCCAACAGGGCCAUGGCUGUGCAAAGCUUUGUCUCAAGGGUUUUGUCACAGGGAAACCAUAUGGUCUUGUCACCUAGAAAUACAUUUUGAGAAGUUUCCAAGUGCCCUUAAUUCCUCGACUUCUGCCUUGAUAGCAGAGUGCUAUUAAGCCAUUUGGGCUCCUCUCCUCAUCAGGGAGAGACUGUGACCUGGCCACGCAUUAAGCACAAGGAUUUCUUUGAUGUCUUCUUGACACCUUUGGUAUGCAACAAAUUAAAUCGCUUUGGUCACUUCCCAGGUAUUAAAUAUCACCAGCAAGGUUUGUCCUGCUAGGAUCAUGUCUCUUUCCUAGCUACCCCUGGGAAAAGGGCUUGUUAGCACAAGAGCUCUGGAAGGCCCAGGGCAUGGUGGAUCUGCGUGCUGCUGCUUUCCAGGAGCCACCACUGGUAAUGGCCCUGAUGAGAAGCAGUGUUUAAACCCAGCCAACGUUUCUUCUGUGCUGCUAAUGCUGGUGAGAGACUGGCAUAACCCCGAGGCCUGGGGAGCACUUGCAGCUGCUCAGCAGACUCUGUCAUUUGCAUUCACACCAAUCUGUACCCACCAGCCAGGCUGGGAAGCAGGGGAGAGGAGACAGCUUUGGAAUGGUGGGAGAACAUCUCCAUGAUUCAGACCUAGGGCUUGACUGCCUGGGGCAGGGGCAGGCACAGCUCUAAAUCCAGUCAGGAGGAAGCAUUGGUGGGAGGGAGAGAGGGAGAGUCAUGCAACUGAUUAUGGAGCAAGUUCAGUUCUUGUUCCAUGUCUUUCUGCCCUCUUCCCUAGUAAUGUAGGAGGGAAAAACCCCUGGAGGGAGGGUUGAAUGUAAGGCUGGACGUCUCUCGGAACCCUCCAUAAAUAAAGCACAUUCCCCAAGGAAACUCUGCCUGUCGUGUACGUGCUGUACACAGCCUUGUACUUCUCUCUAAAAGAGUUUUAGAUGCUGCAGGAUACUGAGCCAGGACUUGGCAGCCACGGGGUAGCCGCUGGUGUUAUGAAGGCCUGCUGAAAGUGAAGUGAAAACAAAUUAAAAUACUUUCCCUCCUUGAAAUAUAACCCCUCAUACAUUUGAUCCAGCUGUAAAGAAACUAAUAGGUUUGUGACAGUGGCUUUAUCAAGCCAGGCCACAAUUAAGAACAGCUCUGAAUAUAAACUGCUGCCUUUGUAAAUCACUCUCAGCUAACCCUUCAGAUGGCAUCACAGUGAACAGUACUUACUUACAGUGUUUCAAGAGCCAGGGCCAAAUGAAAUCUGGAUGGAAACAGCUCCUGCGUUAUUUUUAGCCUUUGAACGACCUGCGCAAUUGUCUCCCUGUAACCUGAAUUUCUCCUUAAGAGCUCCCCUUGACUGCAUUGCCUCCACUUGGUUGAGGUGGACAGAUCAGCAAAACCCCACCUGAGCUGUAAAUCUUACCCAGCAGAUUAGUAAGUGAUGCUUCUGCUGUUAGAUCAGUCCAGAGCAUCUUCCGAAAAAGGGGGAAAAAAAGAAAGUAUAAUAUAUGGAUGCAUCCUCCAGAUGAGGGGCGAAGAACAGUCUGACCUAACUGGGGGAACAAGACCAAAAAGUAUUACAGAGCAUCUCAUCAAUCUCUGGUGCCAUUGUUCUGGGAGAAAAUUGCCAUUUGCUGGUUUAAUAUCUGGUAGAGGUAUGGUAUUUUCAAAAGUAUAACGUGUAACUACAGUAUAUAUAGUCAGCUUCUCUGCAGUGUAAAAUGUAUGAUUUUAGCACCAUAUUGUGGAAAAAUAUGUACCGUGCAGAAUUCACGAGGUGCUACAACUGACGGUUGAAAAUACACACUUGCAAAAUCCAAAAGAGCCGUUAAGUAACAAGUUGUUCUUUUCCCCAUAUGUCCAUAUGUUUGGGAAAAAUUAUGAGUCUGAAAUGCUCUUGACACAUAAUUGCCUCACGCUCCCUCAUCCAAAAUGUGCCAGUCCAGCAGUGAAGUUGCUGACGUAGUGGGUGUGAAGGGAGAGUUGGGGUUUGCCCCAGGAGCAGCGUGCAGUAAGUGCGUGUGCGAGCAGGAGUCGGGACAAGGGGGAGAGCGGCCCGCUCUCACGUGAACCUGCAAGCUUUGGUUUCCUGAGCUGGUGGCGUGCAGCCUGCCUUUCUGGCUCUGGCUCGGGGCCAGCCGGGCCCAGCAGUUGAAAGAUUAAGAGAUAGAAAGAGAGCCUGUGGAUUUUCUGAGUGACCACCCACUAGUGAGCCAUGGUCUUGGCUUGCAAGCUGACAUUACCACUGUGAUAUAUUGUGAUGCUGAAGUCUCUAGGUACCUCUCAAAUGCGUAAAGAAAUAGCAAUUGCCCGUUGCGGGGGGGGGGGGGGGGGGGGGGGGGGGUGUUGAACUAAGCAUUAAAGAAAAAAUAAAGGCUUCUGCCUUUUCAAAGUGCAUGCAGCCCUGAAUUCCAAUUCACUCCAGCUUCCUGAUCUACAAAUAGCUUCACAUGCUGCCUAAUUUUUUUACAGAUGAAUUGUGCUACCUCCUCCUCCCAGCCAUCACAGAUUUGUUUGUCAGAGAGUUAGUGCGGUGAGUGAAUCCUGCCGGCUGCUCUGCCAGGGCCACAUCCUGACGCUGCUCUGAGCAGGGGCUGCUUUGCACUUCCAGAAGACCCUACACCAUCUCCGUCACAGUAGUUGUGCAGAGUCUUUAAGCCUUAGGUGCAGAAUUGGAAGCGCUAUUCACUAUCUGCACAGAAGAGAAGGCUUUCUAAGACAUUAUUCUGUUAUUGUGAGGGAGAGAGCGGUGUUUGUGAUCCCGACAAUAUCUGCGUGUUUAAGUGAAACUGAUUUUAAAAUCAUGUGCGAUUGUUUUGGGGGAGAAAUUCAACACAAAAUUUGAGAGGUUUUUUUCUAGUACCACCUCAAAGAUUUUAAUCUUUGGUACAUAUGGCUAUAUAAAUUUUACCUGGUUUAUUUUGCAUUAAAAUAAAGGCUUUAAGACUAUGUAUGA